AUGAUGCCAUCCACCACUUGGCCCCACCCUCUCGCCUUCCUCUCACCACCACCCCCUUCUUUGUGCAAGGCACGGCCGCUUCACGCCAUCAACCCCUUGCCCCGUGACGUGCCUCCAGGUUUCCACCGCACCAACCGCCUCGUCUUCUGUUGUCCAACCUCUACCAACCCAGCGUCAUCACCCCUUCCCGCUCAGGCGUCAUCACCCCUUCCCGCUCAGGGCGUCAUCACCCCUUCCCGCGGACGUGACAUCACCCCCCCUCCGCCUGGUGUGCGCCCUGGCCUCCGCCGCACCAACCGCCUGCUCUUCUAUUCCAUUUCCCCUAGCAAUUCGCUCUUCUCACGCCCAUCCCCUACCAGCCCGCUCAUUCCCUAUCCCCUUACCCCUUCCACCCUUUCUUCUUCCAAUCUUCUGCUUCCUCCCCCUCCCCCCCUCCAGGCGCCAUCACCCCCCCUUCCCCUGACGUGCGCCCGAGCCUCCGCCGCACCAACCGCCUGCUCUUCUCGCGCCCGUGGGUCCGCCCACCAGCCCUCGGCCAACCACAGCGCGACACGUGGCGCUUCCACCCUGGCACACGGCACCGGCUUAACCAGGCAAAAGGCAGGCAGAGGGGGCAUGGAUGCGCGGUGGGAUGAGGUGCGGAGGAAGGGGUUCCACCGGCUGCUGCAGGGGUGGCUGCCUCUGCGAUCCCCCAUGGAUGGCUGCUCUGACUGCUUUGUGAGCAGCCCCUUUGGGCCCAGAUGGGGUUCCUUUCAUCGGGGCGUUGACGUGGUGGCAGAAGAGGGCGAGCCAAUCAGAGCUGCUCGCAGUGGUGUUGUGACUCAUGUGGGGGAGAUGGAUGUAGGGUGCACACAGGGCAGGUGGUGGCGCUGGUGGGCAACACUGGGCGGUCCAUGGGGCCGCAUCUGCACUUCGAAG
This is a messenger RNA of Closterium sp. Naga37s-1, 918 nucleotides long. The record is from the annotation of a GenBank genome assembly. NCBI's taxonomy places the organism in Eukaryota, Viridiplantae, Streptophyta, Zygnematophyceae, Desmidiales, Closteriaceae.